This is a messenger RNA of Cataglyphis hispanica, 787 nucleotides long. It is a transcript of the gene Lipt2, whose product is annotated as putative lipoyltransferase 2, mitochondrial. Gene Ontology annotation, cellular component: mitochondrion. Gene Ontology annotation, molecular function: lipoyl(octanoyl) transferase activity. Gene Ontology annotation, biological process: protein lipoylation. Lineage: Eukaryota; Metazoa; Arthropoda; Insecta; Hymenoptera; Formicidae. The transcript has a single exon. The record is from RefSeq and is a predicted model, not a curated record. Bases 1 to 705 code for a protein of 234 amino acids.
AUGAAUCCACGAGUAAAAGUUCUAUUAGCCGGUCGCCUGUCGUACGGGGUCGGUCUACAUUUACAGAAGAUCUUGUCGGAUCAUCAUCACAAGCAUUUGACCAAAUCAGCGAAUACAUUAGUGCUCCUAGAGCACAAACCGGUGUACACAGUGGGAAUACGGAACGGAAUAUAUACGGAGACAGAUGAAAUAAAGUUGAGAAGCCUCGGCGCGGACUUCUGGAGGACGAAUCGUGGUGGACUGAUCACCUUUCACGGACCCGGUCAAUUGAUCGCCUAUCCGAUACUCAAUCUAAAACAGUUUCGUACAAGUGUCAGGUGGUACGUGAAUCAAAUCGAACGUAUGAUAAUACACGUGUGCGGCGAGUUUGGCAUCAAGGCCGUGACCUCACCGCACACCGGAGUUUGGGUCGGCGAUCGCAAGAUUUGUGCCAUAGGUGUCCACGGCAGCCGUUAUGUCACUACCCAUGGCCUCGCGCUCAAUUGCAACAUUGAUCUCGGAUGGUUCGAGCACAUCGUACCGUGCGGUAUCGAGGACAAGGGCGUAACUAGUAUCUCCAAGGAACUAGAUACAGACGUAACGAUCGCCGAUGUAAUACCGAUCUUUCGAAGUGCUUUCCGCGAUCAUUUCGAAUGCGAGCUAAUUGAUUAUCCAUCCGACGAGGCUUCGCAAUUGCUGCGAGACGCGCAUGUUUUAAGAAUAUGAUGAGUGAAUAAUUAAUUAUUAAAUAUUUUUAGAAAUAAAGAGAUUUGCAAGUUUUUUAAAUAAAAUUUUGAAUGCAGCCCUU